Messenger RNA from Vitrella brassicaformis, 3529 nucleotides. Lineage: Eukaryota; Vitrellaceae. The record is from the annotation of a GenBank genome assembly.
UGAGCCCCCGCCUGCAUAGAUCCGAGAGAGAUCUGAUCAGCAGAUCCAUUCAUAUAUCUGCCGCUGCCGCACCAGUCAGCAACUCUCCCUCCCGCACCAGUCAGUGCCAGCCAGGUCGGUCCUACCGCGAUGAACGUGGCUGUGGACGAGUUCGGCAACCCCUUCAUCAUACUCAAGGAGCAGGAACAAAAGAAGAGACUUAAAGGUAGGUGACAUCGCACACUCACAGACGCUCACAUGCACUUGCAGACACAUGUGCGCAUCUAUCUGCCUUCAUAAGAGCAUCCAUCUGUCUGCAGGUCUCGAGGCGCACAAGGCCAACAUCUUGGCAGCCAGGACGGUGGCCGACACGCUGCGGACGUCGCUGGGUCCCAAGGGGAUGGACAAGAUCAUCGUCAGCCCUGACGGAGAUGUCGUCAUCACCAACGACGGCGCAACCAUACUCGAACGCAUGCAGGUCAGUCAGUCACCUGAGCGGCCGGCCGGCUACAUCACAUCCAUCUGUGCGUGCGUGCGUGUCAAGGGCACACACAGGCGUGUGUGCGUGUGUAUGUGUGUGUGGGCAUGUGUUGUUUGUGUAGGUUGAGCACCAGACGGCCAAGCUGUUGGUUGAGUUGUCCAAGAGUCAGGAUGCGGAGGUGGGCGACGGCACCACGGGAGUGGUCAUACUCGCCGGAGCCAUGCUCGACCAGGCCAGCAGGCUGCUCGACAAGGUAGGUACUUGACAGACAGACACCAUCACGCCACACGGAGAGAAUACACUCACUCACACAUGAACGAACGAAUGUGUGUUUAUGUCUGUCUGUGGGAUGUGGUGUGUGGCUGACCUGACAGGGUUUGCACCCUCUCCGUGUGGCGGACGGCUUCGAGCAUGCCUGUCAGGUGGCGACGCAGCGGCUGGAGGACAUCGCCAUCAAACGCGACAUACACGCCAACGACAACGAGGCACUGUAAGCCACACACAACACACUCACCUCACCCACCCCACCCACACAGCACAUACAGACGCACGGCUGGCUAUGUGCUGUCUGGAUCGGAUGGAUCCAUGUAAUGUGUGCCAUCAGUGUGCGGGCGGCCGUGACGGCGUUGGGCAGCAAGGUGGUCAGCAGCAGACAGAAACAGCUCGCCGGUACGGACAAUCGGCAAUCGAACAGACAAGCCGGGAGGGGAUGAUGCCACGCAUGGGAUGAGUGUGGUGGUCUUCUGGUGUGUGUCUACGGGUCAGAGGUUGCUGUGAAGGCCGUCUUGUCGGUUGCCGAUCUGGAGAGGCGAGACGUCAACUUCGACCUCAUCAAGGUAUCUCACUCACACGUGGAAGUGUCCGUGUGUCAUUCGUGUGUGUGUGUGUGCACACGCGUGUGUGUGCUAUCCUAUCGGAUAGGUGGAGGGCAAAGCCGGCGGCAAGCUCGAAGACACGUGCCUCAUCAACGGUGGCGCACACACACGACGCAUCUUAGAUAGACACUCAUGGAUGUGUGUGGUGUGUGCAGGUAUAGUAGUGGACAAGGACAUCAGCCACUCCCAGAUGCCCAAGGUGACCAGGGACGCCAAGCUCUGCAUACUCACCUGCCCCUUCGAGCCGCCCAAACCCAAAACCAAACACAAACUAGACAUCAAGACUGCAGAGGACUACAAGAAACUGCAAGUGAGCAGAACAAAUAGUGUCGCAACGCAAUCCUCACUCUCACACCCACAUUGUGUUCCUGUGCCUGUGUUGGGUGUGUCUUGUGUGUAGGCGGCCGAGCAGCAGUACUUCGUCGAUAUGGUCGAUUCCGUGCAGAAGUGCGGGGCCAACUUCGUAAGCUGCCGCAUACAGACGACAGACAGGCGGGGCGAGAGGCAUAGACGAUCUGGACGAUCUCCCUCCCCCUUGUGUGCAGGUGAUCUGCCAGUGGGGUUUCGAUGACGAGGCCAACCACCUGCUCAUGCAGCGAGGUGAGCAAGGGAAAGUGGAGUGGACAGACAGGUGGGCUCGGGAUCGCCACACACACAUCUCUCUCUCUCUCUCUCUCUGUGUGUGCAGGUUUGCCUGCCGUGCGUUGGGUAGGAGGUGUGGAGCUGGAACUCAUCGCCAUCGCUACUGGUACACACACACACACAUAUACAUAAGAUAUCACGUGUGUGGAUCUAUCUAUCCCGUGUAUGUCGGUUUGUCUGUCUGCGUUUCUUGAGCAGGUGGCCGCAUCGUGCCGCGUUUCUCCGAGUUGUCGCCCGACAAGCUGGGCCGCGCUGGGUGCAUCCGGGAGGUCUCCUUCGGCACUGAGAAGGACGUCAUGCUCGUCAUCGAAGGUAGGUAUGAUGCGAAUCAAGUGUAUGUCGAUCCGCAUUUCUCUGUCUCUGUGUUGUGUUGUGUAGAUUGCGCCAAUUCCAAGGCCGUGACGAUCCUCGUGCGUGGCGGAAACGUCAUGGUGGUCAAGGAGGCCGAGCGAUGCAUCCACGAUGCCCUCUGCUGUGUCAGGUGAGAUGAAUCAAGGACACGCACACACACACAGACAGACAAGGUCCAUCCAUCCAUCCAUCCAUGUGUGUGUGCUGUGUAUGUGAAGGAAUCUGAUUCGCGACGACCGCAUCGUCGCUGGCGGUGGUGCCGCUGAGGUCGCUGGCGCUGCUGCCGUAGAAGAGGCCGCUGACCAAGUGAGUGUCGCACUCACUAAGAGCACACCCUGUGCUGAGACGCGUACCCCGCCUCUCCUCUCCCUCUGUGCGUGUCAGGUUCGUUCGGUGGAGCACUAUGCUGUGCGUGCAUUUGCGGAUGCGCUGCUGGCACUGCCCGAAGCACUGGCCGAGAACUCGGGACUCAGGUAUGUGCACUGCACUGCACGCCGCACAGCACCCCAAACGCAGUCAGUCUACGGCAGUCUGUCUUGUCUCUCUCUCAUCUGCGUGUGUGUGUGUGUGUGUGUAUGUGUGAUGAUGUGCCCAUCCAAUUGUCAUUCAUGUCAGCCCGAUAUCGACUGUUGCUGCGGUGAAGGCGCGUCAGCUCAAGAGCAACAACCCAAACCUGGGAAUCAACUGCAUGGUGUGUGUGUGGGCGGGUGCGGUGUGCAUGGCCGUCCGUCCAUAACACCGCACACAGACACACACCCAGAUGAACGGAAUGAUGUGGUGGAUGAUGAUCUGUGUCUGUGUGGGACGUGCCGUGCGGUGCAGGGUGUGGUCAAGUGUGAGGACGACUUGGCUGUGGACAUGGUGGAUGAGAGCAUCUACGAGGCACUCGUGUCCAAGAAACACCAGCUGCAGCUCGCCACUCAGGUAAGUAAGGUGCCCCCACACACACAUGAUCAAUCAACGGAUGGAUGGAUGGAUGGGUAUCAUUCUGUCCGCCUGUGUGUGUUAUGUUGGUACUCACAGGUUGUCAAGAUGAUUUUAAAGAUUGACGACGUGAUUGCGCCCAGCGAGCUGCACCAGCAGUGAGUGAGUGUCAUCCUAGCCCUGACUGAAUCGCACCGCGCCGCACCCAACCAGCCUUUAGCUACCUUACCUGCAUGGCCCAUGAUUGAAUAAAUGGAUGGUUCGCACCGUACCCAGA